Molecule: messenger RNA, 999 nt
Organism: Alternaria burnsii
Lineage: Eukaryota; Fungi; Ascomycota; Dothideomycetes; Pleosporales; Pleosporaceae
Product: mg-dependent dnase
Exons: 2
Coding region: 1-999 (332 amino acids)
Cellular component (GO): cytosol
Molecular function (GO): 3'-5'-DNA exonuclease activity
Source: RefSeq, a predicted model, not a curated record
AUGUCACAACCGUUAUUGUUAGACGGCUUUUCCAAAGAUGCCCCCUCUGCACCAUCCGUAAAGCUCCGAUACGCUGAUGUUGCUGUAACAGGAACUGCCAAAGAGUUCUCCGGUGUAUAUCGGGGCAAACAAUACCAUGAGGCCGACUUCGAUGCAGUGCUAGAUCGCGCAUUGGCCGCAGGGGUGGAAAAAGUCAUGCUCACGGGCAUGUACGCUUCCGACGCGCAACUCAAUCUCGCAGUGGCCCGGUAUCGACCAGAGCAAGUCAAGGUCACUAUGGGCGUGCAUCCGUACCAUGCCGUUGAAGCAGAUGAAGGUGGUGAGGAAUACUAUCAGGACCUCUCCCACAAUAUCACAACGAUCCUCAACGACAAAGAAGACUCGCAUUUGUUGGCCGCUUUCGGGGAGCUCGGCUUAGACUACGACAAAUUGGGCGAAGCACCCCAAGACGUUCAGAUACGCGUGUUCAAGCGACAGCUCGAUAUGAUCGUGAACACAGGGUGGGAGCUGCCUCUGUUUCUUCACUGUCGCGCCGCGUUCGAUGAUUUCAUCUCCAUACUUGAACCAUAUAUGGACCAGCUGCCUUUGCGAUCUGGCUUAGUUCACUCGUUCGUCGGAACUAGAGAGCAGAUGCAGAAACUGGUCGCGAUGGGCUUACAGGUUAGCGUCAACAACUUUGCCUUCCGAGACCGCGACAGCUUGGAAAUGAUCAGACAUUUACCACUACCCAACUUGCAGAUCGAGACAGACGCCCCGUGGGGCGAUAUUCAAGCGUCUAGCGAAGUGGCUAAAGCGUAUCUGAAGAAUGCAUCCAAGUGGCCUUGGGGGAACAAGAAGAAGGACAAGUUUACUAGGGGUGACAUGGUGAAAGAGAGGAAUGAGAGUUGCAAUAUGGAAAAGGUGGCUUUGGUUGUGGCUGGCAUUAAGGGCAUCAGUGUAGAGGAAGUUGCAGCGUGCGCGUGGAGUAAUAGCAUGACUAUGUUCUUUGCGCGUGGCUGA